AUGGCCACAAGUAGGAAAUCUGAUGAAGACUCCUCUUCAUCUGAGCCAUCCUCCUCAAAUCAUUGGAUUUAUGAUGUUUUCUUGAGCUUCAGAGGUGAAGACACGCGCAAGAACUUCACCGGCCAUCUCUACCAGGCCUUAAAGGAUGCUGGGAUCAAAGUUUUUAUUGAUGAAAAUGAACUCCAGAGGGGAGAGAUUAUAAAUGAGGAACUGCUGCGGGCAAUCCAAGGCUCCAAAAUCUCUGUCAUUGUCUUCUCAAGAAGGUAUGCGGAUUCAAGUUGGUGUCUUGAGAAGCUAGUGAUGAUCAUGGAGUGUAGAAUAACACUGGGGCAACGAGUCUUCUCAGUAUUUUAUGAUGUUGAUCCUUCAGAUGUCCGGAAACAGAGCGGUACAUUUGGGGAGGCUUUUGAUCAGAAACAUGGAAAGAAAGAUGAAGAUGUAGUGAAGAGGUGGAAGCUGCUCUUACUGAUGCUGCAAAUUUGUCUGGCUGGGAUCUUAAAACCAAAGCUGAUGGUGAUUUGGCCAUCUCCGGUCACUAUCUCUACAAACCAAAGGCUUGAUGCAGCUCCGAUCACCUCUGCGUUUACCAUCUGCAACUCCUCCAACUCCCAGUAGUUCCUUGCCAUAUCGCCGCACUCAAACUCAGAGACGAAGAGGAUUGGAAGCCAGAGACCUAGGUACCCACCGAGGCUAGAAGACCAAGCUACCCGACCGACAAGUCGAUGGCUCUUCGAUUUAUUACUUCCGUCGACAAUAUGGCCUCCUUACUACCAAGCUCGUAAUCGAAAUGGACCGGCUCCGCCACAACGUCGCCGUGGCUCUGCCACCUAUGUUGGCUAGGAUUUUCGCCAUGGCUCACGCCCUCUCUUAUUUGGAGCACCUAUUUAGUAUUGAAAUGAGUAUUGAUACGAUUCUUUGGAUUUCUAGUUAAUUGUGAUGAAAUUCAUUCUAUAAUUCGGAUGAUUUUGUGGUAACUUUGAAGUUCUGUAUGUAUGUUUGGUGAAGAGAGAA
Argentina anserina (silverweed cinquefoil) is the source of this 1011-nucleotide messenger RNA. Its product is annotated as disease resistance protein TAO1-like. NCBI's taxonomy places the organism in Eukaryota, Viridiplantae, Streptophyta, Magnoliopsida, Rosales, Rosaceae. The record is from RefSeq and is a predicted model, not a curated record. The coding region runs from base 1 to 615 and encodes 204 amino acids. The transcript is spliced from 2 exons. Gene Ontology annotation, biological process: signal transduction.